Molecule: messenger RNA, 514 nt
Organism: Coregonus sp. 'balchen'
Lineage: Eukaryota; Metazoa; Chordata; Actinopteri; Salmoniformes; Salmonidae
Source: the annotation of a GenBank genome assembly
AUGCUCCGGUUCUCUGGCCUCUACCAGGAGAACUUCUCAGACCUCUCUGUUACCUGUCAUGUGUUUGCAGAGGGCAAGCUUCAGGUGCUGCCUGUACGCACGUCCUACAAUGCCUUCAGCACCCGCUGGAAGUGAGUGACACCUUUUAUUAGGAUAUAGUGUACCAAAUUGACGAUCUCUUAAAGGAGAUAGUUGAAUGAUGCUCUGAGCCACUCUUUGACCUGGUCGGGCUUUGUAUUUCACAUUGUACUCCAAACUCACUAUAAUAGAUACAAAAUCAUAUAGUCCUUGUGAACUGUUCUGUAAAUUUCUUUCUUUCUUUCUUUCUUUCUUUCUUUCUUUCUUUUCUUUCUUUCUUUCUUUUUUCUUUCUUUCUUUCUUUCUUUCUUUCUUUCUUUCUUUCUUCCCCUCCCCCAGCUGGAAUGAGUGGCUGAGGCUGCCGGUGAAGUACCCAGACCUGCCCCAGAGUGCCCAGGUGGCCCUGACCGUGUGGGAUGUGUACGGGCCGGGCUGA